Closterium sp. NIES-65 is the source of this 3966-nucleotide messenger RNA. NCBI's taxonomy places the organism in Eukaryota, Viridiplantae, Streptophyta, Zygnematophyceae, Desmidiales, Closteriaceae. The record is from the annotation of a GenBank genome assembly.
AUGACUCGCUCGUUUCUCUUACAGCGCCUACAGACGCUCACCAAUCAGCAAACUUCCAGCCAGCCGCCAAGCAGACCGCCUGACCUGCCGGCGGAAGCCGCGCAGAGGGCGGAGGCUGCACGCGCAGGCGGCGACUCGACAGCAGCGCAACGAAAGGGAGCAGCCGCAGCAGGGAGGGUUUCUGGGGAAGCGGAGGAGCAGCGCGGUGGCGUGCGCACUUACGAGCCUGCUGUGCCGGGCACUGGGUCCACAGGCAGAGGCAGUGCCAUGCUCGCAGACACAGGCACGGGCACGGCCACAGGCACGGGAACAGGCAUGGGUACAGGCACGGGCACAGGUACGGGCACGGGCACGGGCACAGGCACAGGCCCGGCCACGGGCACAGGCACAGGCACGGGCAUAGGCACGGGCACAGGCACGGGCACAGGCACGGGCACAGGCACGGGCACAGGCACGGGCACGGGCGCAGGCACUGGCACAGGCAGGGAUUUGCGUGAGCGGUGGGAGCAGGCAUUGCAGAUCGGCAAGGGGCGGGCGAUUUGGGACGACGAGCAGACGACAGCCCUGCUGGGGAUCUUGCGGGAUGUGCUGCGCGCUGAGGGCUCCGCCCUCUCCGGCAGGAUCGACUGGGGGGCGGUGCACCGCGAGUGGUUGCGGCGAGGAUUCCCGCGGUAUUCGGGGGAGCAGCUGCGAAUGCGGUGCAAAGUUGUGCGCGGGUGGGUGAAGGACAUUCAGGUGCUUCAGGAGCUGCUGCCGCCUGAAGUCGCCUGGGACCCCACCACUCAGUGCUUCAACCCCGACCCCGAGCUGGGCAUCAUCCCGCGGCUGAAGCAGCAUGGGCAGUGGAAGCACUACAGGCGGUGGCGCAAGCACACGGCGCCCUGGCUGCCCCUCGCUCUGCUCACCGCCCACACUUGCCCUGCUGAGGCACCACUGUGGGACGAGGAGGAGUGGGAGGAGGAGGACGAGAAGGAGGAGGAGGAUUGGGAAGAGGGUGAGGGAGGGGAGGAGGAUGGGGAAGAGGAGGAUGAAGUGGUGGAGGUGGAGGAUGGGGGGGAGGGGAAUGGGGAGGCGGAGGAGGAGGAGGAAGUUGAGGAGACAGAGGGGCAGUGGAGAGAGAGCGGUGGAGUGGUGGAGAGUGGGAUGGUGAUGAGUGGUGGGGGGCGAGCAGGGGGGGUGCGGGGCAACAGGCAGGGCAGGGAGGGGAUAGCUGGGGUUGGCAGAGCUGGGGUUGGCAGAGCUGGGGUUGGAGAGGAGGAUGGUGGGUUAGGCUGUACAGUUGACGCACCGCGGGCCAAUGGCGCUCCUCGUGGUGAGAUCGCACGUCGCAAUGUAACAUUUGCUGACAGUGCUCGUGCUGACGAGGCUCGUGCUGAUGGGACAGGGGGUGCAAGCGCGGAUGAGAGGGACGAGUACCCUGCGAGGCUGGCAGCGCGGAUCGCUGGCAUGGUGGCGAGCAGGAGGGAGCAAGGCGGCACAGAGAGGCGAGGGGUUGAGGGCGAGGGAGGAGGGGGUGGGGAUGGAGGAGGUGGAGGAGGGAAUGCAAAUGCAUGGCGCGUGGGUGGGGCUCGAGAGGGUCGGAAUGGGGUGGGGGAGAGGCGGGAAGGGGGGCGUGGGGAGGAGGGGAGAGCAGGGAGGGGUGUGAAGCGGUCGAGGCCGGUGUGGGUGCAGGUGAGGGAGAGGAAGCGGCAGCGGCGGGUGAUGGAGAGUGUGGCGCGUGCCCUGAUUGUGUUCAGAGGCAAGGCCAAGAAGGGGCAGGAGCACGUGUACCGAGCUGCAGACGCGGUGGCGGACAGCCCAUAUUAUGCUGCCCUCCCGGCCAUGUUAACUCUCCUCCGUACCCUCACCUGCAGACACGACCCGGUGGCAGACAGUGUGGUGAGGGCAGUGCAGGCAGUGCAAGCCCUGCCCUCUCUCACGGACGCGCAGCGCGUGGCGGCCAUCGAUGCCUUCCUGCAGCGCCCCCUCGACGCCCACGCCUUCCAGGCCAUGAGCCCCGCCCUGCAGACCCUCUUUGCUCUGCGCGCGCACACCCAGGCUGUUGACCAGCAGCUGGCUGGGAUUCAAGCUGCCGCUGCUGCUGGAGUGGAUUCGCCCCUGACGGACCAGCUCCUUGCCCCUCUGCAGGGCAUGGCUGCUGGUGUUGGGGUGGCGAGGGGGGGAGUGGCGAGCGGAGCGGGGAUGGGGGGGUUGGGUGGGGUGGGGGGUGUGGCGGGGAUGGGCGCAGGGGGGGCGGGAUUUGGGGGGAACGGGGUGGGGGGGAUGGCGACAACGGGUGUGGGAGCAGCAGGGAUGGGAACAGCAGGGAUGGGAACAGCAGGGAUGGGAACAGCAGGGAUGGGAACAGCAGGGGUGGGAACAGCAGGGAUGGGAACAGCAGGGAUGGGAACAGCAGGGAUGGGAACAGCAGGGGUGGGAACAGCAGGGAUGGGAACAGCAGGGGUGGGAACAGCAGGGGUGGGAACAGCAGGGGUGGGAACAGCAGGGGUGGGAACAGCAGGGGUGGGAACAGCAGGGAUGGGAACAGCAGGGGUGGGAACAGCAGGGGUGGGAACAGCAGGGGUGGGAACAGCAGGGGUGGGAACAGCAGGGGUGGGAACAGCAGGGGUGGGAACAGCAGGGGUGGGAACAGCAGGGGUGGGAACAGCAGGGGUGGGAACAGCAGGGGCGGGAGUGAGAAGCAUGUGGAUGGCUGAAACUCGUAGAGGGGGAAUGGGAUCGGGGAUACCGCGGAUGGGGGAAUCAGGGUUCGGUUGGAGGGGUUUGGGAACGGUAGGCGAAACGGGAGCGGCGAUGGCAGAAGGUGGGAGUGUGGGUGUGGGAAUGGCAGCAGCAGCAGUAGCAGCGGCCUCAGCAGGAGGAGCGAGGGGUGUACAGGGUGUGGACGGGGGAGGAGGAGGAGGACGGGGGGUGGGAGGAGGUGGAGGGGUAGGAGGGGCAGAGGGGGUAGGAGAAGCACCUGGGGCAGCAGGAGCAGGUGGGGCAGCAGGAGCAGGUGGGGCAGCAGGAGCAGGUGGGGCAGCAGGAGCAGGUGGGGGUGCAGGAGCAGCUGGGUUGGGUGGCACGAGUGCGUUGGGCGGCACAGGUGGGUUGGGCGGCACACAAGGGGCGGGCAGCACGGCAGGGCUGCAGCUGCUGGGGCAUCGCGUGCAGGAGUUUCUGCGACAGAACCUGGGAGCAGUCAACGCCAGUCAAGGGGCAGUCAACGCAUGUCAAGGCGGGGUGGGUGGCACUCCAGUGGUGGUCAAUGGGCGUCAAUGCGAGUGCCCUGAGUGUGUGGCUGCUAGAAUGCGUCAAGGGGCAGUCAACGCAAGUCAACAGAUGGCCCAGGCAGUGAAUGCUGGUCAAGGGGCAGUCAAUGCUGGUCAAGAGGGGGUGGCUGCCACUCCAGUGAUGGUCAAUGAGCAUCAAUGCGAGUGCCCUGAGUGUGUGGCUGCUAAAUUGGCGGCCAGUAUACGGCAAAGGGCUGUCAAUGGGAGUCAACCGGUGGUCAAUGCAGAUCCGAUGAGGGGAGUGGCAGCGAAUCAGGCGGAGACAGCUAUCGACCAAUUAGGGUUCGGUGCGGGUCGUGUGGGGACGGCUGCAGUGCUACAGACAAGAAAUGCUGGUCCAGCACCAGUCAACACUGGUCAGGCAUCAGUCAACGCUGGUCAAGAAACAAGAAUUGCCGGUCAAGGAGCAGUCAAUGCAGGUCAAGGGGUGGUCAAUGCAGGUGAAGGUGUGGGGUUGAGUAGUGAGGAAGAGUUGCUUUCAGGUGAGAAUCUGAGUGCUGGAUGGGAUACGAGUGAGGGCGAGGAGUUGAGUGAGGGCGAGGAGUUGAGUGAGGGCGAGGAGUUGAGUGAGGGCGAGGAGUUGAGUGAGGGCGAGGAGUUGAGUGAGGGAAGGGGAAUCGUGUGUGUGAGGGACAAUGGAGCUAUUGCGUAUGAAGCGGGAGCACUUGAGAAUGAGGGAUUGUGGCAUGUCUGA